AUGGCAAGUUCUCAAAUUUUUCUCACCGCCGCCAUCCUGCUAUUUCUUCUGUCGGUGAUUGUUUCGCCGAUAUCAUGUGAAACGCCGAUCAUUCAUAAACCCGAGUUCUCCUUAAACAUUCAAAAGGCGUGCCAUCUCGAAGGAGUACAUGCAAACUCGCCGGAAUGGUUAGAACAUGGAGUCCAAUAUUUUCCUCAUUUUUCGACUCACAAGGGCGCCCCUUUGUUUCUAUUGGUUAGCGCCAUUGGAUACGUCAUUCCAAAACUCUUCAUUGUUAUUAUAAUGAAAACAAAUGCGUUUCCCCUUGUAUACAUUUGUGGUACAGCUUAUCUCAUCGGAUGGAAAAAGAAGGAAGAGCGAAAAGUAGAAUUGCGCGAGAUUGCUUCAACUCUAAGAUCAAGACUAGGAAGCAAACGAUUAUUUGGAAGAUUUACGUCGUAUUACUUUAUUAGCAAAUUAGGAUAUUUGUUGAAUUGCUUGAUCCAAAUCGUCGCGCUUCCUCAUUUUCUCGAAGUCGAUUUCAUUUCAUAUUGGUCAUACAUGCUCGGUCGUCCAUUUUCUUUCAUCAACGUUGAUAAACCACCAAUUUUUCCUUCUAACGGAACUUGUUGGAUCGAAACUACAGAAUAUCUGAAAUUGUCCAAAGAUGUUCCAUCCGAGCAUGUUAUGUGCAAGUUGUUCAUCAACGCAGCUAACGAGUUCAUUUUGACCGUGAUUGGAUAUUAUCUUGUCAUCAUCACAAUUCUUACGGCCAUAGGAAGCAUCAAAUGUUUCAUUGAAUUGCAAAACACUGUCACAUUAACUAAAAAUGUUCUCCUUGCUGAACUCGAUCCGGAAGAAAGACCUCUCCAGACAAUGGCAGCGUUUCUAGAAAGUCUUCGCUAUGAUGGUUAUGUUGCGUUGUAUCUCAUCGGCAAUCACAACAUUUAUAUUGAGAAAGAAUUGAUCUUGCAGCUUUUUGCUGAUUUCAUCGAAACCCACGUUGAUACUCCUCAGCUAUCGAUGUCGGAGUUUGCACCAAAUGCUGCUGACUUUGAGCGAGUCAAAGACAUCGAAAACGACCUGGAUGAAUUGCAUUAUAAAGUAAUCGAGUUCAAAUAUUUUGGCAAUUUCAACUUCGAACAAACUGACAUCUUCCUCGAUCUUGAGCAACUCUACAUCAACACAAAACGAAGCAUUCUUUAUUUUCCCAAUUUGGAUGACGUUGAUCAGGAAAUUGCUAUUUAUGAGAAUGCAUUCGACUACAUCGAGGCUCUUUUUGAAGACAUUAAAUCAGUCGAAUGCGAUGAUGAAACAAUGAAUUAUUGA
Caenorhabditis bovis is the source of this 1308-nucleotide messenger RNA. The record is from the annotation of a GenBank genome assembly. NCBI's taxonomy places the organism in Eukaryota, Metazoa, Nematoda, Chromadorea, Rhabditida, Rhabditidae.